AUGGCUGGAUUCACUGCUGUGUGCUGCCGCUAUAAUACUUUGAAAAUAACAAAUGGAUUAACAUUUAUGGAGGAAUUUGUGGCCCAUGGAAGCAAUGUGAAUUGCCUGGCCCUGGGCCACAAGUCUGGCCGCGUGAUGGUGACAGGAGGGGAAGACAAGAAAGUCAACAUGUGGGCCGUAGGAAAACCAAACUGUAUCAUGAGCCUCUCUGGACAUACAAGUGCCAUAGAAGCAGUCCGAUUUGGCAACUCAGAAGAAAUGGUAGCUGCGGGGUCCAUGUCUGGGGCUCUCAAAAUCUGGGACUUGGAGGCAGCAAAAAUUGUGCGUACUCUGACAGGGCACAAGGCCAACUUACGCAGCCUGGACUUCCACCCAUAUGGAGACUUCGUGGCCUCGGGUUCUCUAGAUACCAACAUAAAGUUGUGGGAUAUCAAAAGAAAGGGCUGCAUAUUUACUUACAAGGGUCAUACUAACUGCAUUAACUGUUUGAGGUUUAGUCCAGAUGGGAGAUGGAUAGCCUCUGCCGGGGAGGAUGGCAGUGUGAAGCUUUGGGAUCUGACUGCUGGUAAAUUACUCACAGAGUUAAAUGACCACACAGGGCCAGUCAACAGCUUAGAAUUCCAUCCAAACGAAUUCCUUCUUGCAUCUGGGAGUUCUGACAGAACUGCCAAAUACUGGGAUCUUGAGACAUUCCAAUGUGUGAGCACCACUGAUGGAGAGUGUGGAGGCAUCAGGUCCAUAAGUUUCCACCCUGAUGGACUCUGCCUAUAUGCUGCGACUCAGGAUGUGCUGAAGGUUUACGGCUGGGAGCCUGCGCGCUGUUACGACACCGUGGCCACUGGCUGGGGGAAGGUUGUCGACAUAGCCACUGCACAGAGUCAGCUGAUUGGAGCAUUAUAUUCACAGACCAAUGUGUCCACGUAUGUAGUAGAUCUGCAGAAAGUUCAGCCAAUGGGUGGUGUUCCUGCUGAACCGUCACCAGAGCCCCCUACAGUCCAGGCAGCUCCUGCGGCGCCCCCAGCACAAAGGCUGUCUGCAAGUGGAAGGAAGAGUUUCCAGACAGAUCGUCCACAGACACAGUCCACCAAGCAACAGAACCCAUACAAGGAGGAGCCACAAGAGCCAGCUGUCCAGGGGGAUGACCCCGAGGAUGAUGCCCAGUCCGUAGCUGAUAUCAAAGACCCUAAUGACUACAGGGAAAUAUUUCAACCUAGGCAUGGUUUGUCACAUUCUCCCACAACAACUGCGCAGCCUUUCCCAGCACCCCCUGAUGAUGGGAUACCAGAGAAGGACAUUCCUCCACCACCAGUCAUAGUUAAGCACAACACACGGCAGCAGCCGGUUCAUGUUCCACCACAGAGGGCAGCACAGUCUUCACCGUCACAACAAACACAGGCUAGGCAGCAGCAGCAGCCAGCACAACCGGCACAAUUUGCUCCUCCACCAGUGUCUCAACAACCACAUUCACAACCACCAGCUCCCCACUCAGCCACUUCUGUACCUGCUUCUACAGUGAUACCUUCCCAGAGGGAGCAACCUGUGGGACUUGCAGUAGAGGAUUUUCUACCAAAGCGUGGCGUACCUGUUGUGAACGAGGGCCAGUCGUACCCGUCAAACAUGUCUGAGGCUGAGGCCAUCUCCACCAUAAUGAAGGGCCAUGACGCCAUGGUGGCUGUCAUGAGCAGCCGCAUGAAAAAUCUGUCCAUAGUGAGAGCUCUCUGGACAGGGGGGAACAUGAAGACUGCGCUGGAUUCAGCUGUAAACAUGAACGAUCAAGCUGUGAUAGUAGAUCUGCUGAAUGUGCUGAUUUUCAAACCAGCCCUUUGGAACUUGGACGUGUGUCUUGGAAUGCUGCCCCACCUCAAGGACCUUAUUAACAGCAAAUAUGAAAGUUAUGUCCACUGUGGCUGCUCAGCUUUAAAGUUAGUAUUAAAGAACUUUGGACCUGUGAUUAAGGAGACAGUUAAUGCUCCCCCUUCAAUAGGAGUGGACAUAACACGGGAAGAAAGAUUACGACGCUGCAGAGGCUGCUUUAAAUACCUAAUGGACGUGCGUGAUAUUGUCGAUGGGAAGCAGAACGUGGAGGGGAAGCUGGGCAGUACAUUCAGAGAGCUCAAAUUGCUGAUACAGUCUGUUGAAUAAUAGCAAUGCAAGAAGGGUUGUUCUUGACAAGAUUUACUUUGUGAACAUUCCUUUCAGUUGCUUGGCGUGAAACUUACUGCUCAUGAAAGCACCAUUGCAUGAACAGGUCAAAAAUUCAUGUGCAAAGACGUAUGGUUGUUUUUUUUUAUAUACCAGUCCAGCUCAGACCUCAUGUGCCCUAGGGUUGAUCCUAGUAAAAGAUCACUCAGGGUCUAUCAUUUGUAAUCAGUCACAGACUAUUUAUUAGUGGUGAUUCUGCAGUUCAUAUCAAAAGUACAGAAUAAUCUCGAAAGUACAACUUAAGGUGUCUUCACACACAUACUUACAACCGUCCAGGUUUAGAUCUAUAUGACAUCAUUAGAUGAGCCAAUCAAUUUAUCAGUGUUAUUGUUGUCUACAGAGAUGAGAUUUGUCUGACUAUCGUGGAAUUUUUGACUUUUUGGGAGCCAAAAAUAUCAAUGGUGUAGACGACCCAGCCCAUAUUUUCAGACUUUCCUUAAAUGAUAGUCUCAUCCCUAUGUCUAUGCUUGUUGGAAGUUAACUGAAUUCACCCCUCCACACAGCUGCUCUUUGUUGGAUUCAGCACUUUUGUCAAAGAGAA
Messenger RNA from Lingula anatina, 2743 nucleotides. Its product is annotated as katanin p80 WD40 repeat-containing subunit B1-like. The record is from RefSeq and is a predicted model, not a curated record. Lineage: Eukaryota; Metazoa; Brachiopoda; Lingulata; Lingulida; Lingulidae. Gene Ontology annotation, cellular component: katanin complex. Gene Ontology annotation, molecular function: microtubule binding. Gene Ontology annotation, biological process: microtubule severing; microtubule depolymerization.